CGAAUACAUUUUAUUUGAUUUGUACAGAAGAGAAGGGCCUCCAACUGAAGCGCGAUUCCUGGCGAUUUUAGACGAUGCACCCCAAAUGAAGAUUCCUGGCGAUUUUAGACGAUGCACCACGACCGCCAUGUUCUUCUCCAUCCAGGCUAAAGGCCGAAGUCGAAUAGUUGGUUUGUCAUCGUAAGAGAGUCUGCACUCAAUUUCUUGAAAGGUCUACAUGCAGGCUUGCACUACCCACCUUAAUGCUACUGUGAGCACAUCUCUUGGACAACACCUCCUCAGCAUUAAUAGUAUUAGAUAACAUACUUCAAUAUUUGCAAAUCAUUUGGAAAAUCCUAAGCCCCUCAUUGAUUAAAGGGCAUUGAGAAUGAACUCAAAUAUGUAGAUGAACUAAGAAUAUCAUCAAUUUAAUAUGGGGGAGAGUUGAGUAUAAACCCAUGCCAACCCAUCAAGAUUUUUAGCUGGAAUAUGGCCACUGCUUUGGCGUUUUAGUUUGCUCAGUGGACCACUCAUGUGAAGACGCUUCCCUAAAGAAUGGAAGAUGAAACAUGUGAAAAGUAGAGUUUGAAGUUGUGGUCUUCAGGGAUGAGGCUGAAUCAGAUGAACGACCAAUGUGUGAGACACUCUGUUAUGAAGAAACAUUAUGAGGCAAAAGAUUGGAAAAUGUACUGCAAUAGAUAUGGUCUAGGUGUCUCGGCAAUGAGAGGCUUACAACAUCAAAAAUAACAAAGAGCUACUCAGCACAUAUAUGGUUUUGAAUUUUGAUUGAUGAGAAGAGAGCGGCGAUCAAGGCCACAAAUCUUCCUCUUCUAUCAAUGUGACAGUAAGGAACAAAUUAGUGGGAUCCUGUUGGUGGGGGCUGGCAGCGUUGGCAAAGCAGGCGGCGACGAUGGUAGAGCAGAUGGCAGUGAAGAUGGUGAUGAUAGGGAUGGCGAAGAUGUAGUAGUCAGUGAUGGCGUUGGGCGGCGGUGAUGGCGUUUGGCGGUGAUGGGGCCGCGGUUUAUUUCUUCGGAGAUCAGCCAUCCAGAAAGCUGAUUUAACGAAAUAUUGGUAUUGUUCAUGCGAAUGUUUUGCUUAAAGGAUGAGUAUUCGGUGGGAAGACCACGAAUAACAGCAUUCACCACAUCACGUUCAGGGAUCUCUUCUUUCAAGGCAUCGAGAUCCGAGAGAAUAGUUGCCACAUCAUCAAGGUAUUGUGUCAUAGUUUUGGUACCUUUACGAAGAGUGUGGAGUUUGUCCCGAAGCUGAUAAACAUGAGC
Cuscuta campestris is the source of this 1259-nucleotide messenger RNA. Lineage: Eukaryota; Viridiplantae; Streptophyta; Magnoliopsida; Solanales; Convolvulaceae. The record is from the annotation of a GenBank genome assembly.